Messenger RNA from Cheilinus undulatus (humphead wrasse), 955 nucleotides. RefSeq names its product tumor necrosis factor a (TNF superfamily, member 2) (gene tnfa). Gene Ontology annotation, molecular function: tumor necrosis factor receptor binding. Lineage: Eukaryota; Metazoa; Chordata; Actinopteri; Labriformes; Labridae. Gene Ontology annotation, cellular component: membrane. Gene Ontology annotation, biological process: immune response. The transcript has 4 exons. The record is from RefSeq and is a predicted model, not a curated record. The coding region runs from base 51 to 764 and encodes 237 amino acids.
CACAGGCAGAAACACAGACAGAAGGAUCUUUGCCACGAAAACUCUCAAACAUGUCAACUUCUGAGUGCAGAGUUCAGCUGGAGACAGACUCAGACAGGAAACAGACGUUGAGCCGUAAAGUAACAUCGGCUCUGCUCGUCUUCACUCUCUGCCUCGCCACUGCUGCUGCCGCCGUUCUCCUCUUCAACAAUUACACACAGAAACCUGGACAAGAUGAAGACACAUAUGAUCUCCAUCACACGCUGAGGCAGAUUUCUAAUGUGAGAGCAGCCAUUCACCUAGAAGGUCACCAUAAUGAAAGCAUGAAGACAUCAGUGGAGUGGCAGGCUCAGGUGGACCAGUACCACUCUCAGGGCGGCUUUACCCUGGAUGAUAACGAGAUUGUGAUUCCCCAGAAUGGACUCUACUUUGUUUACAGCCAGGCAUCCUUCAGGGUCAGCUGCAGCGGUGGCAAUGAUCAGGACGAUGACUCUGCUCAUAAUCCUCUGGUGCAUGUGAGCCACACAGUGAAGCGCUGGUCCAGCUCCUACGGGAACAACAGGAGGAGGGAGUACCAGACCAUCCUGCACUCAGUCCGCACCGCAUGUCAGAAGAUGAACAGCAGCGACCCCGACCAGGAUGGAAAGUGGUUCACCGCCGUCUACAUGGGGGCAGUGUUCAACCUGAGACGUGGGGACCGUCUGAAGACAGUGAUGGAGGAGAGGAUGCUGCAGCAGCUGGAGGAUGAUGCAGGGAAGACGUUCUUCGGAGUGUUCGCUCUGUGAGAGCCAUCUGAUUGGUCUACUCCUGAUGAUGUCACAGGAGGUUAUCUUCACUAAAACAGGACUGAUUGACCGUAUUGAUCAUUUUUAUCUGCAGCUCAUGGAGAUCCAUGGAGGUCUGUAAUGUUAGGUACUGUGUACUGUUACCAUGAUCGAUAACUGAUCAGUAUUGAUGAUGUCACUAUGAUCGACAA